AUGUUGGUCACACCUGCUGGUACGAAGAUCACCAGUCAUAAUCAGUACGUCACAGACGGUAUGGAGGCAUCCGAACUGGAGCCGACGCCGAUGGCCAUGUUCCAGAAAUGGUUCCAGCAUGCCCUGGAGGUAGGCGUACCUCAGCCGGAAGCUAUGACGUUAUCUACGACGUCGCUCCCCCAGGCACCCGCGCCUGCCUCGUCGUCUUCCAUGCAAGACAAGACCAAAUGGAGUGUAUCCAAGCCGCGGCCUAGUGCUCGUACCGUUCUCCUGAAAGGGGCUGAUGACCGUGGCUUUUACUUCUACAGUAACUAUACAUCUCGCAAAGGCGAUGAGCUUGCUGCGAAUCCAUGGUGCUCUUUGUCCUUCUACUGGCCGACACUGCACCGGUCUGUGCGUGUGCUUGGACGGGCCGAACGUGUCCCGAAAGACGUUUCGCAGGCGUACUUUGAUUCGCGACCCAUCGGCAGCCGUAUCGGUGCCUGGGCAAGUCCUCAAAGCCAAGUGAUUCCCUCGCGGGAGGCCUUGGAGAAUCUCGUGGCGGCAUGUGAGCGUGAAUUCAAGCAUCCUACUGAAGAAAGCAAGGUACCUGUGCCCGACCACUGGGGUGGCUAUCUUGUCGUGCCUGACGAAAUUGAGUUUUGGACGGGUCGUAACAAUCGUCUACACGAUCGAUUCCGCUAUGUUCGCGACCCGCACAGUGACUUGCCUCUAACAGAUGCAUCAUCGUGGACGAUUGAGCGGUUAGCGCCGUAA
This is a messenger RNA of Malassezia pachydermatis, 756 nucleotides long. Its product is annotated as pyridoxamine 5 -phosphate oxidase. The transcript has a single exon. The record is from RefSeq and is a predicted model, not a curated record. Gene Ontology annotation, molecular function: pyridoxamine phosphate oxidase activity; FMN binding. Gene Ontology annotation, biological process: pyridoxine biosynthetic process. Lineage: Eukaryota; Fungi; Basidiomycota; Malasseziomycetes; Malasseziales; Malasseziaceae. Bases 1 to 756 code for a protein of 251 amino acids.